AAAACUCGUCACACAAGCUGAAUAUCCAUGCCUUUAUUUUCGAUUCUGAUAAGAAAGUGUUAUCGAAUCAGCCAUCAUUUCAACCGUGUAUUAAUAUCACUCUCGGAGGGAGUUUACUGGCACACGGAAGAAAUUCUUUUGUCACAUCUUAUAUAAACAAAAUGGAGGCGGAAAGUGUUUUGGUCACUGGAGCUAACCGUGGGAUUGGACUAGAAUUUGUGAAACAAUUGGUUAGAUUGCCUAAUCCGCCCAAAUUUGUAUUCGCCACUUACAGGGAUGAAAGUACUAUAGAGGCUCUAAAAGAAAUCAGGGAUGCUACGAAAGAUACUCAGGUUGUUCUUGUUAAAAUGGACAUUACAAAAAAGGGUGAAGUUGAAAGCGCAAGAAAAAUCAUAGAAGCCAAAGUUGGCGACAAAGGUUUGAAUCUUCUCAUCAACAAUGCCGCAGCUCUGAAAAUGCAAGGUUUCCCAGACAUAACCGACGAGAAUUUGCUGCUUCAUUUCAACACAAAUACAAUUGGACCAGUCAUGGUUUUAAAAGAAAUGCUUCCAUUGUUGCAAAAAGCAGCUGCUCUGAAAUCCGGAGGAAUGAAUGUUUCCAGAGCAGCUGUUCUCAAUAUUUCUGCCAUGGGUGGCUCUAUCACUGAACUGACUGACGAACAGCCGAGGAUAUUUCUGUCUGCAAUGGGCUACAGAAUCAGCAAGGCUGCUCUGAACAUGGCCAUGCGAGUAAUAGCCCUCACGAUAAAAGAACAAGGAGUUCUGGUGGUGAAUAUGUGCCCUGGCUGGGUGAAGACAGACAUGGGCUCCGACCGGGCUCUUCUGACAGUCGAAGAGAGCGUGUCCAACAUGUUGGAGACUCUACCUCGACUCAAUGAGUCACAUCAUGGUACCUUUAUGAGAAGAAAAGGAGAACUCGCUCAGUUCUGAUAACUUUGAACAUGUAGAAGAUAUUUGUAUCUAAUUUUGUAAUAAAUGUAAUUUGAUUAUAAAACUCUUUGAGAAAUUAGGAUGAUUAGUAACAUUUUGAAAUUAUAUUUAAUAAAACAGAUUUCAAAAAUGCAAA
Molecule: messenger RNA, 1065 nt
Organism: Argiope bruennichi
Lineage: Eukaryota; Metazoa; Arthropoda; Arachnida; Araneae; Araneidae
Product: C-factor-like
Exons: 5
Coding region: 162-929 (255 amino acids)
Source: RefSeq, a predicted model, not a curated record